CCUUAUUACUGGAUUGUGCCUUACGCGAGAAACGUGACGUUAACGGGUGAAAGUUGAACAGAUGAACGAAACAGGAGGUGUGUAACUCAUCUGUUCUGUUGUUGUGAGGAGGACUGUCAGUGUUUCUAAGUGAACGGCAAAAGCAACAUUCAGAGAUGAGUUUAAGUGCUAUUCUAUCAGAGAUCGACGGUGGAGAUGACAAGGGGGUUGAAAAGCUUUUGCAGAAGUAUAACACAGAGAACUGCCACACGUUCGCCUUUGACCGCAAAGAGGAGGAUGCACGAAUUGAGUUGUGUCAGGGUCUUCUCACUGUUCUCCGCCGGUCAGAUCUUCCACUUUGCCAAAGCACCUGCCUCGAGACCCUGCGCAUCCUGUCCAGAGACAAGCGUGUACUUGGUCCCGUAGGCACCAGAGAGGGCAUCCUCACUCUAGCAGGGCUGGCCCGGAUCUGUGUGGCGGGACAUGACGGAGAGCCAUUGAAUGUAGCGCAGUCAGCAGAGGAGGAGAGGGUUGUGGUGGAGGCCCUAAAGUGCAUGUGCAACGUGGUGUUUAACAGCGUGCCGGCACAACAGGUGGGAGCUGACUUGCAGUUGGCUGAGGGCCUUUGUGCCUGCUUGCAUUCGGUCAACUCAUCCCAUCAUGAGGUUGGCCUGUUCUCCCUUCGGCUGCUUUUUCUGCUUUCCGCCCUGCGGACAGAUGUGCGUGGCACGCUUCGGAGGGAGAUGGGUGCAGUCAGGCUGCUCACUAACGUGUUGGAACGCACCCUCAACGUGCGUUGGGUGGGGCCAUAUGAGGCUGCGCCCCCUGAUCCAGAAGCCCCGCCUAUUUCACCAGAAAAUAUCGAUCAUGCCAUGGAAGCCCUUAAAGCACUGUUCAACAUCACUAUGUCUGAUUCGAGCGAUGAGGACAGUGACCACCAGCUUCGGCUCAUUGCAGGCAUCAUGAGACAUCUCCUAAUGCUGAAGACACACUCUGAAGAUAAAACAGAGGAGGCUCACAGUCAUGCCAUCAAUCUCCUGAGUAACCUUCCCGUGCAGUGCCUGGAUGUUCUGAUAGACGUCCCUGUCCAAGGUGGAAUAGAAAAGUAUGGUGGGAAGAACAUGGACACAGUGCAGAUGCUGCUAGAUUUUAUGGAAAUGCGGAUAGACAAGGGUUCCAACUAUAAAGAAGGCUUGACACCUGUGCUGAGUCUGAUGACAGAGAGCUCGAGAUACCACAGGGACAUCCGCAGAUACUUCAAGGCCAAGGUGUUGCCACCCUUGAAAGACGUGAAGGAAAGGCCAGAAAUCGGCUGCACCGUUCGAAACAAACUGGUGCGUCUCAUGACUCAUAUUGACAUGGCAGUGAAACAGGGGGCUGCUGAGUUCCUUUUUGUGCUCUGCAAAGAGAGUGUGGAUAAUCUGUUGAAGUACACUGGUUAUGGUAAUGCUGCGGGGCUGUUGAUGGCACGAGGGUUGCUGGCCGGAGGUAGAGGAGAGACGCAGUACUCCUCUGAUGAAGACUCUGACACUGAUGAAUACAAGUCAGCCAAGCCUUUCAUUAACCCCAUUACAGGUCACAUAGAGCACCCAAUGCCAAAUCCCAUUGAUGAGAUGACAGAGGAGCAGAAGGAAUAUGAAGCCCAGAAGCUUGUCAAUAUGAUUGAUGAAUUAUCAAGGAAAGAACUGAUCAGACCAAUGGGAGUGAGGAGGGAUGGCACACUAGCGCCCCUAGGACAAGCUAUCCAUGAGUGCAGCCCACCACCCAGCAGUGACUCUGACUCAGACUAAACUGGAGUUCACCGAAACCCUACAGGAACCACUGCUGAUGGUAACCGUCAGUUUUAUAUUACAAACUGUUCCUUGCACAAGGCGAUACUUCAAUUACUUUUGUUGCACGAGGGGCAUGUCUUUCAAAUCGGGACAUAUAUGGUGAAGUCCUUAUUGAGCAGAGAGAGAAGAAACAGAAAUGUUUAAAUAGAUAUCUGGAUGUGAUCAGACAUCAAAUGCGAUGUAUCAGACGGAACUGUUAAAUAGGACUUAUUCACGUGUCUUUGACGCUCUUUGUGAACAAGUAAAUGCACUUGGUCUAAGGUAAUGAAGUACAAAGGCUUAACACUUACAAAUCAAUGUUUAAAAGCUGUAUUUAUUAUUACGGUCUGUGGCUGUUGCCGAUUCACAGAUCGAAGAAUCCGGUUUUCUGAAACGUUAUAUUCCAAGACAAGCCAUUAGAUCAUUUAUAUUAUUUGUCUUGCACUCAAAUGUUUUUACAAAAUGUGCUUUUUUGCGUCUACCACUUAAGCCUUGAGUUUCAAACAAUUAUCUGUCUUUUCUAAUGUUAUAUAUUUUAGCUACACACUUUUCUAUAUACUAUGUAUUAUUCCUUUUUUUCUUUCAAUGCUGUCGGUGUCAUUUUGUUUCUUUUUCUAAUGUUCGGUUUUCUACACAAGACAAAGCAUGCAAUUAAAUUCAGAUUUUCUAAAUACUCAUCUAUUACCACUAUAAUAAAAGUCAACUGAGUAAAAGGGCUUUGUAAAACUUUUAAAUUAAGCUUGUUUUCCAUUUCAGACAAUCACUUGCAAUAAAAUAAAAUCCUACAAGCCAUUCA
This is a messenger RNA of Pimephales promelas (fathead minnow), 2586 nucleotides long. RefSeq names its product RIC8 guanine nucleotide exchange factor B (gene ric8b). The record is from RefSeq and is a predicted model, not a curated record. Gene Ontology annotation, molecular function: guanyl-nucleotide exchange factor activity; G-protein alpha-subunit binding. Gene Ontology annotation, cellular component: plasma membrane; cytoplasm. NCBI's taxonomy places the organism in Eukaryota, Metazoa, Chordata, Actinopteri, Cypriniformes, Leuciscidae. Gene Ontology annotation, biological process: G protein-coupled receptor signaling pathway.